Brachypodium distachyon (stiff brome) is the source of this 2479-nucleotide messenger RNA. RefSeq lists its product as uncharacterized. The transcript is spliced from 20 exons. The record is from RefSeq and is a predicted model, not a curated record. The coding region runs from base 72 to 2132 and encodes 686 amino acids. NCBI's taxonomy places the organism in Eukaryota, Viridiplantae, Streptophyta, Magnoliopsida, Poales, Poaceae.
UCGCGACGCAAAGAGCAAAGUGCAAAACCCCCCUGAUAGCCCUUUGCCUUUACCGCCCGCGGUUGUCUCCCAUGGCGAUUCCGGAGGAGGUGCGCCGCUACUGGCUGCCGAUCCUCUUCGCCGCCGCCGGAUUCCUCUUCCAGCUCCUCGUCCUGCCCAAAUCAUUCCCGCCCUCCCACUACGACGCGCUCGGAGUCGAGAGGUAUGCGCCAGUCGAGAGGGUGGUCGAGGCCUACGAGCGGCUCUCCAAGGAGUGGCUUGCUGAAACGAAUCACCAGUCAACUGUUGAUAUUAUAAAGAUCCGUUAUGCGUAUGAGCUGCUGACAAAUCCAAUUUUGAAGCGGGAUUAUGAUCUUUUCGGUCUGGAUCAGCAUAUGGAUGUCCUCGAGAGAGUCAAAGAACAAUAUCAAAAGGAGCACUUUCUGAAAAUAGAUCUCCCAUUGUUAAAAGAUUCUUCAGUUCAUUCUGUAGAUCAUGCCUUCAAUGUACUCACAUAUGAGUCAUUCUUGUCUGCUAUUGCUGAAAAUUACCCGUUGCUCAUACUGGUUUAUUCAAAGGGCAGUCCUCGUUGUGCUCAAUUUAUUGAGUACUGGAAGCAAAUUGACACUCGAUUGGAUGGUCUGGCCAACACUGCUAUGAUAGAACUUGGUGAUGUGCAAUUGGCUGGGCAUUUUGCAGAAAAAAGGUUCUCUAAACAACCAUUUUUUCGCAAUGGUAUACCAGCUCUUGUUGCAUAUCCUGCUAACUGCAGAAGUCCAUCCUGUUACAUGAGGUACCCAGGUGAGCUAUCUGUGGAUUCUGUUGUUGACUGGGUGGCAUCAUCAAUUGUUGGCUUACCUCGGAUCUUGUACUAUUCAAAGGAGACAUUGGGGCCCCAGUUCAUUGGGAAGACUGGCCCUCAUAAGGUCAAGGUUAUAUUUUUUUCAAGCACCGGGGAGCGUGCUCUUCCAUUCCUUCGCCAAGCUGCUCAAGAGUAUUCAAGCUAUGCGUCAUUUGCAUUUGUCCUAUGGAGAGAAGAGGAAUCACAGAUUUGGUGGAAUUCGUUAGGAGUGGAAUCGGCUCCUGCAAUUGUUUUCUUGAAGGGACCAGGCGCCAAGCCUGUUGUAUACCAUGGAACUUUUAGUAAGUCAGAGUUCACAGAGAUAAUGAAGGAGCACAAGCACCAAGAACUGCCGCAGCUAAGAAGUGACACAUCUUUGGAACUGGGUUGUGAUGCUAGAGGCCACUCGCGUGCUAGAAAAGAAGACACAAUGAUAUGGUAUUGUGUAAUUGUUGCUGGGCGUCCUGGUGUAGAACUAAGUAACAAGAGACAGAUUUUGCGGAAGGCUCAAGACCAACUAAUCAGUUCUGUUGAUGCAAGUACUACUGGGAGUGCGAAUGAUUUAGUAGAUGUGUCAAGUGCUGCAACUGCCUUAAAAGAUGACAGGUUGACCUUUGUCUGGUUAGAUGGAGAACUACAGAAGAAAAUUUGUGCCUUCUACCUUGCCACUGAUUUCAAUGGAGCCUGUGGUCCUAGAGGCUUUGGAGAUGAUAAUGAUAAGCCUGAAGUGUUCAUUGUUCGUUUCCAAAGGAAUGCAACAUACGAGGCGUUGAAAGCUGAGAAAAAGAAUAAUCUUAUCGAGACUCUCCAGGGACAGGAUGCUGCUGAUGCCUCCCAGCUAGUGGCUAGGUAUAACGGCCCAGAUGAAAUUCAAGAGAUAAAGAGGUGGAUCUCUAAGAUUAUCACAGAUGGAGAUAUUAGAGAAAUUCCUUACUUUACUUCAAAGGUACCUGAUCUUUUACCCGAGGAAACACGCAAGGAAUGGUUAAGUGGUACUAAAAGUAUCCGCUCAGCAGGAAAAAGUUUAAAGGAGAGGGUUCAAAACAGUGGCUUCAAUUUCAGAGAGUACCUGACUGACCCAAGGGUUGGUCCAACUUUGCUGUUGUGUGCAUGCAUUUCAUGGGGAACAAUAUGGUUCAAGCACAGCCAAUCAACUAAGAACUCUUCACAGGCUGAAGCUCCUAAAGACAAGGCUGCUAAACGCCGCCGUCCAAAGCUUAGCACGUCACUAUUUGGUCAACCGGAGUCUGUCGCUGAUCCUGAACCCAAAGAUGCUCGUCAGUGGGAGAUGGAGGACUCAGAUUCAGACUGAUGAAUUAGUCCAAGAACGAGCUAAACUUCGCUAAUUUUUUUACAGUUGAGUGAUAUAUAGGGCUAGAUUAGGUUAAUGCCCUGGAAAGCAUGACCAAUAUCAAAGGAAAGACGAUGACACCUAUGAUCUUUCUGAAUGUAAGAGGGUCUAAUAGCAUGGGUCUAUCAUGUAUCUGGAUGCUGACAUAGCCUCUUACAGAGUGUCUAACUAUUGUUAGAAUGCUACGUACUAGAUUUUGAAUUUGGUACUUUUGAAGGUGGAGGUGAAUGGACGGUUGACACCUCCGUUAUCCCACAAAUACAAAUAUUUGAAACAGUAUAAAUAUGAGGCAGGAGUCAUCACAAGGA